UUUGGUUUUCUAUAACAAAUUAUUAAAACAAAGUAUUACGAAAACAGAGAAGUGUGUGAAACUAUAUAUUUACAAAAUGCCGAAGACGGGCGCCACACGCUACCAAAAAUUCCUUAAAUCAGAAAAGUCUAAAACGAAAUUCAAAGCUAAGAAAGAUUUACCUAAAGGUACGAAUGUUACGAAGACGAAUUUCAAAGUAAAGAAGAUAGUUUUAAAGGAACAGCUAACGAAGCACGCAGAUUCUGAAGUGUUAUCUACAAGAAAACUGAAUGCCAAGGAACUUUUGUCCCGCUUAAAUCAUUUUAACACACAUUCUCGAACAGAAGCUCUUAAUGGGUUGAAGGAAAUUAUAUCGACUCAUUCUGAAGUUUUGGAACAGAAUCUUGGACAGUUUAUUCUCGGUGUAGCUCCGUUGUUACUAAAUAUAGAAAGAGUGGUGCGUCGUGAGGCCCUUAAAGUAAUGCAUUUAAUACUGUCUAACAUACUACAAGAGAAGCUUGAUCCAUUCUUUGACAUCAUGUCUACAUACCUCAGAAGUGCAAUGACUCAUAUUGACAACAGAAUACAAGAAGAUUCACUUCUAUUCCUAGAUGUAUUACUCCUUUGCUCACCAGAGAAAGUGGCUAAAGACUUCUACAAAAUAAUUCCUAACUUCCUAGACAUGAUUUCGAAGUUACGAGUUGAUUCUAAACCAGGAAGGGCUUUAACAGUCAAUUUAAACAGCCAAAUAACUAGUGUAAAAUGGAGAGUCAAAGUCUUGCACCGUUUACAAGAGUUUCUACAUAAAUUUGUUGAUCAUAAUAAUAUACACAUGACAGAUCAGAUAGCUGUGAAGAACACACAGUUUUUUGACUAUACAAAAAUGAAUAAUUAUUCACUGUUCAAUCAAAGUUAUACUUCCGUGUGUUAUGUAACCUGUUUUUCAUCAAGGAAUUUGCAUGAUGUCGUUCUUUUAGAUGAAGUGCAGAAAUUUAAAGAAUACAUGGAAACAUUGAUGCCUCUACUAUUUGAGACUUGGGUAGAAGUAUGCCCAAAUGUGAAUUCUGAAAUGAAUAUUGAAACAGUUGUAUCUGAAGAUGCAGCAAUUUUAUUAAAGCAUACACUUGAAAUUAUUUCUCUGUUAUGGGAACUUGUUCAGUAUUUGAAUAAGAAGAACCCUAACUCUGAUAUACAGAAAAUCUUUUGUAUUAAGUACAGGCAACCCUUUAACCAGCACUUUGUGCAUCCUUUUCCUUUUGUAACAAACAUAAAAUCAAGACAGGUUACAACUGGGAAUUUACCAUUUGAAGAUAGCAUUACUGAUCCCAAAUUGGUAGCACAAAACCUUGAAAUCUGUCAUUUGUUUAUAAUGUUCAAUCCCUAUGUCAACAUCAAGAGCCAAAAUAGAGAAAUAUCUUCUGUUCUAAAUUAUAUUGAGAAGACAUUUAAUCAGAACACACGAGACUACAUAAAUGAUGUUGUGAUUAAGAUUUUGCAUACAAUAUUUUCAAAAGAAGUCACAAGUUGGACGAAAACUUUGUCAGUCAUGGAUGCAUUGUUCAGGAAAAUAAUCUGGGCUUAUUUUAACAAAGAUAUGUCAAAUCAGUUCAAACAAAAAAUCUUUGCAUUGCUUUGUAUGAUUGCUCUGAAUGAGAAACUUGGACAUUUUCACAAUAGCGAGGCAUAUGAAAAGUGGCUCAAUAACUUACCUGAUAUUUUAUUACAAGACACGGUAACUACACAAACAAUUGAUAUAAUGUACAAAUUUGCUACAAGAAACAACGGCACAUUCAACACAGUUGUUAAACCAAAGCUUAAAAGCAUUAUAGAGAAUUUACCAAAGCUCUCCAUAUCAGAUGUUAGUGAUGGUUCAAGUGGGCAUCACAAGCUGUAUUCUUUACUAUAUUGGAUAAAAAAUUGGGACAACGAAUCUUUAAAUUUACUGGAGAAACAGUUACUUGACAAUGUUUAUAAAAGUGACCAUGGCAAAUACAUCUUUGAUACGCUGAGGUUAAAAAGUGGAGCCAUAUUGUAA
Molecule: messenger RNA, 2014 nt
Organism: Hyposmocoma kahamanoa
Lineage: Eukaryota; Metazoa; Arthropoda; Insecta; Lepidoptera; Cosmopterigidae
Product: testis-expressed protein 10 homolog
Exons: 2
Coding region: 77-2014 (645 amino acids)
Cellular component (GO): MLL1 complex; nucleus
Source: RefSeq, a predicted model, not a curated record